Eutrema salsugineum is the source of this 426-nucleotide messenger RNA. RefSeq lists its product as uncharacterized. Bases 18 to 272 code for a protein of 84 amino acids. The transcript has a single exon. Lineage: Eukaryota; Viridiplantae; Streptophyta; Magnoliopsida; Brassicales; Brassicaceae. The record is from RefSeq and is a predicted model, not a curated record.
AAGCUUAAAGGCAUUUGAUGGAACAACCUAGUGACAACAUCUCUCAAGAACAAGCUCGUGAGUCUCUCAUAGCCAUCUCUUACACUUCACCUGAGGAAGAGUCCUCAGAUGUGAAACCUGUCAUCAUUACCACAAACGGAUUCACCAAAAGAAACUCAGAGGAUGCAGAAAAGCUCAGAUCUCAGCUGAUUUCAAUCUCCUACGACGAGUCACCGUCACCUUCACCUUCACCGGAUGUAUCUGUUUCACCGGCUAUCUCCAACGGUAUCUGAUAGGAGUUUAUGUACAGAUCAUCAAAGUCUUUUCUUUCUAUGCUUGCGACUUUGGUUUUGGUCUAAAAGUAGACCAUUUGUGAUAUGUAAACCGUUUCUCCUUUUAACUAUAUGAUGGAAUAUCAAAUGAAAGUUCUCUUCUUUGUGUUCUAGA